ACUGAGGGAUCGGAUUCAUACAAUACUACUGAGACAACUAGGCACAGUUUAGCACACUGAUACAGCAUACCGUCGGCCCCGCUGUAAGUGAUGCCGCACUAAGGAACACUUUCACCCAAACUCCUUUGGGGGACAGAACACUACCCAGGCUACAGUUCAUUUAUGUGUUAUUUUUUGUUGUUGCUGUAUAAUAACCUUUACAAAAAUGAAAACAGUGCUGUCAGAAUUGAAGUUUUCAGACAUCGUACCAAACGGUUUCCUUUUUGCGCGUUCUUGGAUGGAAGUUUAUGCGCUUGUUAAAAAGCUUUAACACAUGCUGAGUGAAACGAUCUUCCAUACAAGCAGUUUUCACCAUUUAUAUCAGGAGAAAACAUUUAAAACACACACACACACACGUAGGGCUAGGGCUAUUUCAUGUGACUCAAUCAACUUGGACCAUCAGCAUCUCUCCUGCCGCCCGUAAUUGAACCACGCUUAACUCAAGAUAUCUGAAGAGGAAUUACGUCGGCUCUUCGAGUUACAAAGUUAUUCUGCAAGCAAUGCUUUUUUUGCCUUUCGAAUGUGGACCAUAGACUUUUUAGAACAUGGAUCAUUUUCUGUAGCGGAUAACCCUAUUGAUUUGCGUUUUAUUUGAUUCCCGCUACCAGAACAGGAUCUUUUUCUCUCCCCUAUUCCACUUCAGUGUAAUUCUAUGGCACUUCUUCUAAAGCAGUGAUGUCGCUACGUGACGGGAAUUGCGAUUGAUUUGACAUAUUCUGUUUCAAAGGGAUAUAAGAGUUGCAUCCUUACAAGGCUCCCAUCCUCUAUGAUGAUGGACUUAGCAGGUCAGGCUCAUGUGUUGGUGGUGUUGCUCACCUGCCUGGUCAUGCUGUCCUUGGCCCAAGAGAAGGACUACACGGUGAGGGAGGAGCAGCCCGAGAACGUCCGCAUCGGGAACCUGCGGAAGGACUUGGACCUGAACCUUGACCCUGACUUCAAGCUGACCUCGCCACUGCAGUUUAAGCCUGUCUACAAAACGGGCGAUGUGCCUUUGGUGAGGGUAGAGGCCAACACCGGGGAGAUCUUCACCACGGCUCACCGCAUCGACCGCGAGAAGCUCUGCUCGGGAGUAUUCAACGAGAAGCGCUGCUUCUACGAGAUCGAGGUCGCCGUUCUGCCUGACGAGAUCUUCCGUCUGGUUAAGAUCCGGUUCCUGAUUGAGGACAUCAAUGACAACGCUCCACUCUUCCAGUCCACCGUAAUAAACAUCUCCAUCCCAGAGAACACAGCCAUCAACACCCGGUACCCCGUGCCCUCUGCAUUUGACCCAGACGUGGGGAUCAAUGGGAUCCAACACUAUGAACUUGUCAAGAGUGUGAGUGAGUUUGGCCUGGACAUCAUCGAGACCCCAGAGGGAGACAGAUGGCCUCAGCUGAUCGUCCAGCAGAGCCUGGACCGUGAGCAGAAGGACACCUUCGUCAUGAAGAUCAAGGUGGAGGAUGGAGGAACGCCACCCAAGUCCAGCACGGCCAUCCUCCAGGUUACCAUCUCCGACGUCAACGACAAUCGACCGGUCUUCAAGGACAGUGAGGUGGAGGUGAACAUCCCCGAGAACGCCCCCAUAGGAACCUCCGUCACCCAACUCCACGCCACAGACGCAGACCUCGGCUCCAACGCCCAGAUCCACUUCUCCUUCUCUAAUCAGAUCUCCUCAUCCACCAAGAGGCAUUUUUCCAUCGACAGCACCACCGGGCUGAUCACUGUCAAGCAGCCCUUAGACCGGGAGGCCACUCCAAUCCACAAACUCAUUGUCCUUGCCAGCGAUGGCAGCUCCACCCCCUCCAGAGCUGCUGUUAUCAUCAACAUAACGGACAUUAAUGACAAUGUUCCGUCCAUAGACACUCGGUACAUAAUGAACCUUGUAAAUGGAACGGUUCUACUGUCGGAGAACGCACCUCUCAACACAAAAAUAGCCCUAAUUACAGUGACGGACAAGGACUCUGAUCUGAACGGAAAAGUGACUUGUUAUACUGACCACGAUGUUCCUUUCAGGUUAAAGCCUGUCUUUAAUGACCAGUUCCUGCUGGAGACUGCGGCCCCCCUAGAUUACGAAACAACCAGGGAAUAUGCAAUUAAGAUAGUAGCGUCGGAUUCUGGGAAGCCUCCUUUGAACACUUCAGCGAUGGUUUUAAUUAAAAUUAAGGAUGAGAAUGACAACGCUCCCAUCUUCCCUCAGCCUGAGAUUCAGCUGUCCAUACCAGAAAACAAUGAUCCAUCCACGCAGCUCAUAAAGAUCAGUGCCAUGGAUGCAGACAGCGGACAUAAUGCAGAGAUUAUUUAUUCUCUUGGCCCUGACGCUCCUGAUGGGUUUAACAUAGAUCGACGGUCAGGUAUCCUCUCUGUUGGAAAACGCCUGGACAGAGAGAAGCAGGAGAAGUAUUCGUUCACUGUCAUGGCGAGGGACAAUGGGUCUACUUCCCUGCAGAGCAAUGUCACAGUGAGGUUAAUAGUGCAGGACCUCAACGACAACAGCCCAGCUUUCACCCAUCCUGAGUAUAACUUCUACGUGCCUGAGAACCUGCCUCUGUACGGGACCGUGGGUCUGAUCACCGUCACAGAUUCUGAUGCAGGUGACAACUCCGUCAUAACACUGUCCAUCCUGAACGGGAAAGACAAUUUCAUUAUUGAUCCCCAGACCGGUGUGAUCAAACCCAACAUCACGUUUGAUAGAGAGCUGCAAAGCUCAUACACUUUUAUGGUGAAGGCUAUAGACGGAGGGCAACCACCCAGCACUUCAUACGCCAAGGUCACCAUAAACGUUGUGGAUGUCAAUGACAAUCGACCCGUUUUUGUUAUUCCCUCGUCCAACUACUCUUACGAUCUGGUCCAGUCUACCACCAGCCCUGGGUCUGUGGUCACCAGAGUGUUCGCUAUAGACAAUGACACUGGCAUGAAUGCUGAGCUGCAGUACAGUUUCAUUGGGGGAUCACCAAGAGGGCUGUUUGCCAUAGACAAAACAACUGGUAAUAUAACUCUGCAGGAGAAGAUAGUCUCAGCCGAUCAGGGUUUACACAGGCUAGUGGUGAAAGUCAAAGACCUGGGCCAGCCAGAGUCCUUACACGCAAUCGCCCUCAUUCACCUCUUCAUUAACGAGACUGUAUCCAACGCUACGUUCAUUCAAGAGCAGCUACGUAAGAGCUUGGAGACUCCAUUGGACCGUAAUGUGGGAGACAGUGAGGUCACACCCCAAGCCAACGGAUACGUGAUUGUUGUCAUCGCAAUUAUAGCUGGGACUAUGACAGUCAUCUUAGUCAUCUUCGUGACUGCCUUGGUGCGCUGCCGUCAGACGCCCAGGCACAAAGUGGUGCAGAAGGGCAAGCAGAGCGGCGAGUGGGUGUCGCCCAACCAGGAGAACCGUCAAAUCAAGAAGAAAAAGAAGAAAAAGAAGAGAUCCCCUAAGAGCCUCCUCUUGAACUUUGUCAGCAUAGAAGAAUCCAAGCCUGAUGAUCCCAGCCAGGAGCACAUUAAUGGAACCCUGGACCUGCCUGUGGAGCUAGAUGAGCAGACCAUGGGGAAAUAUAACUGGGCCACUACUCCGACCACCUUCAAACCUGACAGCCCAGACUUAGCCAAGCAUUACAAGUCUGCCUCCCCCCAGCCAACCUUUCAAAUCAAACCAGAGACCCCGAUGGCGCCCAAUAAACACCACGUGAUUCAGGAGCUCCCGCUAGACAACACGUUUGUGGUGGGCUGUGACUCGCACUCCAAGUGCUCCUCCACCAGCUCAGACCCGUACUCGGUCUCAGAGUGCAGCUGUCAAGGGGGAUUCAAGACUCCUGGGCAAAUCCACACCAGACAGGAGACGGCACUGAAACCACCCCUCUAUGACACACUCUGUGGCUCAGGUACAAGUCGCUGCCACAGGAUAAAAAUCAAUCUCUAGCUGCCAGUACCUAGAGAGAGAAAGAGAGAGGGAGAGAGAGAGAGAGAGAGAGGGAGGGAGGAAGGCACAGACGAAGAGGUGAAUCUCAUACUAUACAGUCUCUACAGUCUACAAAAACACCAACCAACAAAAAAAGGAACAUGUUAAUUUCGUUUAUUUAAUUUUUUGUUUGCCGAUAAAAGAAAAAAAGUAGAACUUGAAUAAUUUUCACAGAAAUUAAGACACAUUGUUGCCUGCCUGAAACUUGACAAAAACUCUCCUUGUGAAUCCUGUAGGAGGUUUGAAAUACAUUAUAGAAAGCCACCAUUUACAGUAUCUCUUAUUAUAUCUAUCUCCUAGACGAUGACUCACGAUAUAACCCACCCCCAUGUAUACAAAACAUACAGUACAAAUACAAUGAAUAUCUCUUCUGUACUUUAUUCUGUUUAUUUUGUUUAUAUUUUGUUUAUAUUUUGUUUAUAUUUUGUUUAUAUUUUGUUAAUAUUUUGUUUAUAUUUUGUUUACAUUUUGUUUACAUGUAUUUAUUUAUAUUUAUUUAUAUUUAUCACAGAGUUGACUAUGUUUAUAUUUAUUGAUUAUGUUUGACUAAAGUUUACAUACCUGGUGUCUGUUUUUAUGUUGUUGUUUUUUUCCUUGCUUUUUAAUCCAUUGAAUAUGCUAUUUUUUGGGCUUGCUUGUGGAUAUACUGACUGGCAAUGUGUAAUGCUGCAAGCUAGACCUACUGCUAAUGGGCCGACUGCUAAUGGGCCUACUGCUAAUUGGCCUACUGCUAAUGGGUCUACUACUAAUGGGCCGACUGCUAAUGGGCCUACUGCUAAUGGGCCUACUGCUAAUGGGCCUACUGCUAAUGGACCUACUACUAAUGGGCCUACUGCUAAUGGGCCUACUGCUAAUGGGCCUACCUUGAAUGGGCCUACUACUAAUGGGCCUACUACUAAUUGGCCUACUGCUAAUGGGCCUACUGCUAAUGGGCCUACUACUAAUGGGCCUACUACUAAUGGGCCUACCUUGAAUGGGCCUACUACUAAUGGGCCUACUACUAAUGGGCCUACUGCUACUGGGCCUACUGCUAAUGGGCCUACUACUAAUGGGCCUACCUUGAAUGGGCCUACUACUAAUGGGCCUACUACCAAUGGGUCUACUACUAAUGGGCCUACUACUAAUGGGCCUACUGCUAAUGGGCCUACUACUAAUGGGCCUACUACUAAUGGGCCUACCUUGAAUGGGCCUACUACUAAUGGGCCUACUACUAAUUGGCCUACUGCUAAUGGGCCUACUGCUAAUGCGCCUACUGCUAAUGGGCCUACUGCUAAUGGGCCUACUACUAAUUGGCCUACUUACUGCUAAUGGGCCUACUGCUAAUGGGCCUACUGCUAAUGGGCCUACUACUAAUGGGCCUACUACUAAUGGGCCUACUGCUAAUGGGCCUACUGCUAAUGGGCCUACUACUAAUGGGCCUACUGCUAAUGGGCCUACUGCUAAUGGGCCUACUACUAAUGGGCCUACUGCUAAUGGGCCUACUGCUAAUGGGCCUACUACUAAUGGGCCUACUACUAAUGGGCCUACUGCUAAUGGGCCUACUGCUAAUGGGCCUACUACUAAUGGGCCUACUACUAAUGGGUCUACUGCUAAUGGGUCUACUGCUAAUGGAUCUACUACUAAUGGGUCUACUGCAGAUGGGUCUACUGCUAAUGGGCCUACUGCUAAUGGGUCUACUGCUAAUGGGCCAGUUAGUAGUGAAGAGUGUGGCUGGUGUUAAUAUACAUGGCCCACUGGACUGGAACACCACAUUGUGGUGAUUUACCAGGACUAGGAGGACUGUGUCUACUGAUUGCCUACCGUAGGACAGUAGGGAAUUGUACCUCAUAAUAGAGAGGAUGAGUUUAAUACUUGAGCUAAGCCACAAUCACAAGGGACCCCGAAAGGCUCUGUUCAUAAUCAAAAGCUGUUCUAUGUAGGAAUAAACAGAUGAGCGCCAUGGUUUAACCUGAGUGUACUAGAGUCAGAUAGACCGAUUCACAGUAGAGCACCAUGGUUUAACCUGAGUGUACUAGAGUCAGAUAGACCGAUUCACAGUAGAGCGCCAUGGUUUAACCUGAGUGUACUAGAGUCAGAUAGAACGAUUCACAGUAGAGCGCCAUGGUUUAACCUGAGUGUACUAGAGUCAGAUAGACCGAUUCACAGUAGAGCACCAUGGUUUAACCUGAGUGUACUAGAGUCAGAUAGACCGAUUCACAGUAGAGCACCAUGGUUUAACCUGAGUGUACUAGAGUCAGAUAGACCGAUUCACAGUAGAGCACCAUGGUUUAACCUGAGUGUACUAGAGUCAGAUAGACCGAUUCACAGUAGAGCACCAUGGUUUAACCUGAGUGUACUAGAGUCAGAUAGACCGAUUCACAGUAGAGCACCAUGGUUUAACCUGAGUGUACUAGAGUCAGAUAGACCGAUUCACAGUAGAGCACCAUGGUUUAACCUGAGUGUACUUGAGUCAGAUAGACCGAUUCACAGUAGAGCGCCAUGGUUUAACCUGAGUGUACUAGAGUCAGAUAGAACGAUUCACAGUAGAGCACCAUGGUUUAACCUGAGUGUACUAGAGUCAGAUAGACCGAUUCACAGUAGAGCGCCAUGGUUUAACCUGAGUGUACUAGAGUCAGAUAGACCGAUUCACAGUAGAGCGCCAUGGUUUAACCUGAGUGUACUAGAGUCAGAUAGACCGAUUCACAGUAGAGCACCAUGGUUUAACCUGAGUGUACUAGAGUCAGAUAGAACGAUUCACAGUAGAGCACCAUGGUUUAACCUGAGUGUACUAGAGUCAGAUAGACCGAUUCACAGUAGAGCGCCAUGGUUUAACCUGAGUGUACUAGAGUCAGAUAGACCGAUUCACAGUAGAGCGCCAUGGUUUAACCUGAGUGUACUAGAGUCAGAUAGACCGAUUCACAGUAGAGCGCCAUGGUUUAACCUGAGUGUACUAGAGUCAGAUAGACCGAUUCACAGUAGAGCACCAUGGUUUAACCUGAGUAUACUAGAGUCAGAUAGACCGAUUCACAGUAGAGCCCCAUGGUUUAACCUGAGUGUACUAGAGUCAGAUAGACCGAUUCACAAUAGAGCGCCAUGGUUUAACCUGAGUGUACUUGAGUCAGAUAGACCGAUUUACAGUAGAGCGCCAUGGUUUAACCUGAGUGUACUAGAGUCAGAUAUACCGAUUCACAGUAGAACGCCAUGGUUUAACCUGAGUGUACUAGAGUCAGAUAGACCGAUUCACAGUAGAACACCAUGGUUUAACCUGAGUGUACUAGAGUCAGAUAGACCGAUUCACAGUAGAGCGCCAUGGUUUAACCUGAGUGUACUAGAGUCAGAUAGACCGAUUCACAGUAGAGCGCCAUGGUUUAACCUGAGUGUACUAGAGUCCGAUAGACCGAUUCACAGUAGAGCACCAUGGUUUAACCUGAGUGUACUAGAGUCAGAUAGACCGAUUCACAGUAGAGCACCAUGGUUUAACCUGAGUGUACUAGAGUCAGAUAGACCGAUUCACAGUAGAGCGCCAUGGUUUAACCUGAGUGUACUAGAGUCAGAUAGACCGAUUCACAGUAGAGCACCAUGGUUUAACCUGAGUGUACUAGAGUCAGAUAGACCGAUUCACAGUAGAGCGCCAUGGUUUAACCUGAGUGUACUAGAGUCAGAUAGACCGAUUCACAGUAGAGCACCAUGGUUUAACCUGAGUGUACUUGAGUCAGAUAGACCGAUUCACAGUAGAGCGCCAUGGUUUAACCUGAGUGUACUAGAGUCAGAUAGACCGAUUCACAGUAGAGCACCAUGGUUUAACCUGAGUGUACUAGAGUCAGAUAGACCGAUUCAAAAUAGAGCACCAUGGUUUAACCAAGUGAAACCAGUGAAGUGAAAUUAAGAGAGAUAAAUAUUGAACACCUGAAAUGAGUAGUAGUAGUACAAGCAACACUCAGCAGGUUUCAAUUUAUGAACAUAAAUAAGGUGAAGACAGAAGAAUCUUUACAAUCCACUUUCAAUAUUUACACGCCUUUUGGUUUCUGGUUUGGUAUGCACACAAAUAUAUGCCUCUACUGCAUUGUGUAAACACUCAUCGUGGUUAUGUCCUGAUCUUAAUUACUAUCUUCAAUACUACACUAAUAAACAGCUUGGUGGGUUAGCACUGUUGUUAAUAGUCAUGAUGUUUAAUGGUUGUCUAAUGAAAGAGACUGCUUUGGUAGACGAGGCUCUAUGUACAGUAUGUGUGGCACAUAUACCAUACCUUCCUAAUGAUUCAAAUCGUUUCUGGAGAAGGUAUCGGAUGUAAUUAUGGUAUCAAAUGUAUUACUACUGAGUAGAACCGCAGUGUGAACUAUACAGAGCAUCUUAGCACUGUAAUCAUCAUUUGAUUUAACUGAUCUUUGGGAGAAAAGAGAAAAAAUAUAUACAUGAUAAGAAGACAGUUUUUUUUCAAAUCUUCUGUAAAGGGAGACAGAUGACUAUGGAACAGCAACCUCACUUUUAUUCAAUGUGAAGUACAAUAUGCUCCUUACAUACUCUGUAAUUAACUUUGAUUUGCCAAUUAUGUGGAGAAAAGAAACUGUAUAUAAAUGUUUUGUUUAUGUAUGUGUGAGCUUCUGGAAUUUAUUAAAGUCUUUUUGCAUUGUG
Oncorhynchus kisutch (coho salmon) is the source of this 8572-nucleotide messenger RNA. RefSeq names its product protocadherin-11 X-linked. Gene Ontology annotation, cellular component: plasma membrane. Gene Ontology annotation, molecular function: calcium ion binding. NCBI's taxonomy places the organism in Eukaryota, Metazoa, Chordata, Actinopteri, Salmoniformes, Salmonidae. Bases 806 to 3922 code for a protein of 1038 amino acids. Gene Ontology annotation, biological process: homophilic cell-cell adhesion. The record is from RefSeq and is a predicted model, not a curated record. The transcript is spliced from 4 exons.